CGAUGGGAAUGUUUAAUGGGAAGUACAAAUGAAUCAACAUGUGUUUGUAUCAUCGCUGGAAGUGUACUUGAUCAAGAUAUUGCGAGUGUCUUAAUUUCUCUUUCACCAUGGUUGGCUUCGAAACGUGUGGACCUAAUGAAGCAAUUGUUGUUUCUGGAAUGUGUACUGGAUCUGCACCAAAAUACGUCAGUGGCGGAAGGCUGUUUGUACUUCCUUUUGUGCAAAAAGCUCAGAGGUUGAAUCUGAACACAAUGACCCUAAAUGUAGAAUCUGCAAGGGUUUAUACUGUGGAAGGGGUCCCUAUUUCAGUGUCUGGUAUUGCACAGGUUAAGAUCCAUGGAGAAAGUAUGGACAUGUUGAAGUCUGCAGCAGAACAAUUUCUUGGCAAAUCAAUUGCUCAAGUACAAAAAAUUGCAUUGGAAACUCUGGAAGGACACCAACGUGCCAUGAUGGGUACAAUGAGUGUUGAGGAAAUCUAUAAGGAUCGUAAGAAGUUUUCCAAAAGUGUGUUUGAGGUUGCAUCAACAGACCUUUAUAAAAUGGGUAUUGCAGUUGUCAGUUACACACUGAAGGACAUCCGUGAUGAUGAGGGCUAUCUCCUUGCUCUCGGUAUGUCACGAACUGCUCAGGUGAAAAAAGAUGCCAGAAUUGGUGAAGCAGAGGCUGGCAGAGAUUCUGGGAUUAAGGAAGCACUUGCUGAAGAGGCAAGGAUGAAAGCAAAGUAUGAGAAUGACACUGAGGUGGCCAAGUCUCAACGUGAUUUUGAGAUCAGGCAAGCUGGAUAUGAUCUAGAAGUGCAAACAAAAAAUGCCCAGUCAAAACUUGCUUAUGAUCUACAAGCAGCCAUUACAAAACAAAAGAUUAAGGAAGAAGAAAUGCAGAUUCUUGUUGUAGAGAGAACACAGCAGAUCAAAGUUCAAGAACAGGAAAUGGCAAGAAUUGAGAAAGAGUUAGAAGCAACCAUACGGCAACCUGCAGAUGCUGAGAAAUACCGUAUUGAACAACUUGCAGAAGCAAGGAGAAGGAAAGUGAUUCUUGAAGCGGAAGCACAGGCUGAAGCAAUACGUGUGAAAGGAGAAGCUGAAGCUUUUGCUAUAGAAGCUAAAGCAAAAGCUGAAGCUGAACAGAUGGCAAAAAAAGCAGAUGCUUGGAAAGAUUAUCAAGAAGCUGCCAUGGUUGAUAUGGUCUUAGAGACAUUGCCAAAGAUUGCUGCUGAGGUUGCAGCACCAUUGAGCAGUUGUGAUAAAAUUGUGAUGGUGUCCAAUGGCGAUGGUGAUGUGGGUGCCGGUAAAAUAACCAAUGAAAUCUUAGAUAUUGUUGCUAAGUUACCAAAGGCUGUGGAGUCAUUGACUGGUGUAGAUAUUAGCAAGGCUCUUCAAAGAACUGUUGGUACUGCUCGUUAAUACUCCACUGGAACGGUAAAUUGUAUCAUUGAUGGUUUUAGCUUAUAAUCUUCUCAAACCAUACAAUAAGGAUAAUGCAUAUGAAUUAUACAUAUAUAGAUCAUUACCAAAGGAUUGCAUAAUUAAGUUAACAAAUUUAUUUCAAACUUGGGCUGUUCUUGCAUUUUUUCUAAUUUUGCAAACAUGCACUUGAAAAUGAGUCAUAUAUUUAUUCACAAAUUGAUCACAUUUGUACUACCAAUGCACUUAUGUAACCAUUGAAAGUGAUUUAACUAUUGACAAAUAUAUAUAAUGGGAAUAACAA
Messenger RNA from Xenia sp. Carnegie-2017, 1707 nucleotides. Its product is annotated as flotillin-1-like. Bases 108 to 1403 code for a protein of 431 amino acids. Gene Ontology annotation, biological process: positive regulation of cell-cell adhesion mediated by cadherin; positive regulation of endocytosis; protein kinase C signaling. The record is from RefSeq and is a predicted model, not a curated record. Gene Ontology annotation, cellular component: plasma membrane. NCBI's taxonomy places the organism in Eukaryota, Metazoa, Cnidaria, Anthozoa, Malacalcyonacea, Xeniidae. The transcript is spliced from 13 exons.